GAAGAAAGAGAUCUUAUCUACGGCGAGUAUAGUACAGUCGUCUCUCACAGUUGAACAAGCACAGACCUUAAUAAAGCUCAUACAACGUACACACGCCACCACACACACCUGCCAUUACUCUUCUUCUCUUCUUCUUCAUUCUUCUUUCUUCUUCUCUCGCCGACGCUGUUUCCAAAUGCUGAAGCCAGGCAGCGUCAAGGUCUCUUCCAGCCCGGGGAGGGAGAACCUGCCGCCGACGCCCGGCCUAGCGCGCUUGCUCUACGGGAAGACCGUCGGAAGCCGUAGUCGCGGCCGCUCGGUGUCCGGAGCGGCGGCGCGGUCCAGCCCCAUGUUCGUGUCGCGCAGCAGGAGCCGCGGCCGCGCGGCGGGGGCGGGGGCGGCCGCCGAGGAGGGGGAGCCGUCGUCGCCCAAGGUGACGUGUAUCGGUCAAGUCCGGAUUCGGAACAAGAAGAGGGCGACGCCGGGGAAACAGAGGAAUGCGACUUCGCCCAAGAAGCGGAGGAGGGGCUCGUGCCUCGUGUCCUGCCACUGCUUUCACAAGGCUUUCCUCUGCGUCGUGUUCAAGACGCCCCCUGGCGGCGGCGGGGGACUACGGCGCUGGCUGUGGAGGCGGAGAUGGGGCGGCGUCCGAUCUGGAAGGAGCGGGAGGUACCAAGAGAGGAAGAAGCCGGAUCCGGUUAAGUCGCCGCCGCUUCCGGAGUUCGUCACGUGUGCGACAAAGGAAUCAGAUCAAGAAGACAGCGGCGAAGAAAAGGAAGAGCGUGCGGCGGCCGCGUGCGAGGAGGAGCCACGGGCUUCCUUGUCAUCGGAGACGGCGUCUUCCCCGCCGAAGAACGCGCUCCUCCUUAUGCGCUGCCGGUCAGCGCCGCACAACCGGGCGUCCUCGCUCGCCACCGCCCGAUUCGCGUUGCCUCCGGCCGAGGAGUUCGUGCAACAGCCCGCCGCCGGAGAAGAGCCAGCGCAGGAGGCGGAGGCCGAGGCCGAAGCCGAGGAGGACCAUCAAGUGGAAGACGAAGCAAAAGGGUCAGAGUCGCAGCGGCCGCUAGUGCUGCCGCGGAGCAAGUCGGAGCCGGCGCGGCGUGCGGCGGCAAAGCUGGCCAUCCCGGAGGCCGCCUCCUGCUUCUGGCCCAGCCACGUCAACGUCAGCCGCCGUCGCCGCUCGAGCCCCAACCACGGCUCCUCUCCGCCACUGUGACAACCACACCUUUGCCCCUACCUUCUCAUUCCAAUGUAAUCAAAAUCACAACUUUUCUCUCUAAAUCUACUGUUCAAAUUAAUAUUCUCGGCGAACAAUCGAAUCAAAUCAAGUGGAACAAGAAGAAGAAUGCACUGACCCAACGGUGGCCAGGCGACGUCUGGAUGUUCUCGAGUUCCCCUCGGGGAAUCUGCGGCGUAGCUUUGGGCCAUAUCCUUUCGGGAUGGAAGCAGGGAGAAGAGACAACGAUGUCGGCAUGGGAAGGAGUAGGCAACGCGCGGCCGUACGCCUCGGGAGCAGCAGCAAAACUGGAGAUGGCCCAGCGCGGCCAUGUGUCGACCCGCCAAGUCGCGUUAUAUUUCUUCCUCUGCUCUGUUCGGCUCUACUCUCGAGGCAGGGGAGGG
Zingiber officinale is the source of this 1599-nucleotide messenger RNA. RefSeq lists its product as uncharacterized. The transcript has a single exon. NCBI's taxonomy places the organism in Eukaryota, Viridiplantae, Streptophyta, Magnoliopsida, Zingiberales, Zingiberaceae. Bases 176 to 1195 code for a protein of 339 amino acids. The record is from RefSeq and is a predicted model, not a curated record.